AUGAAUUUGAUGAAUUAUGCUUUGAGACGAUAUUCGAGCGUACAGAAUUCAAUGAGAGUUGAAAAUUUAAGAAGAAAUGUAAACAUGAUAAAUGAUGAAAUGUUAAAUUAUAAUGGUUAUAUGAGUAAAAGGAAAAGGGAAAAGUGUUUAAAAUUAGAUUUGAACAUUUAUGAACAACUAAAAAGAAAAAUGAUAGGGAAACCUUUAAAUAAAUUACAAAAAAAAUAUAUGAAUGAAAAACGUCCUAAUUUCGCUCCAAUAUUUUUAGAUCAAUUAAAGCCAAGAAUGGUUUUAUAUAAAACAGCUAUUCAAGUAAAUGAAUUACCUUUACCAAAAUAUCCAGAAAUAGCUUUUAUUGGUAGAUCUAAUUGUGGUAAAUCAACACUUAUUAACGAACUAUGUGGUCGGACAAAUAAAGCUAAAGUUAGCAAAAUACCUGGAUGUACUAAAGAAAUUCAUUUUUAUAAAAUAGGGAAACCAUGUUUAAUGUGUUUAGUAGAUUUACCAGGUUAUGGAUAUGCUGAAAGUAAAGAAGAAUUAAGAUUACAAUGGAAUGAAUUUACUUUAUUUUAUUUAAAAAAUCGAAAAAAUCUAAAAAAAGUUUUUGUUCUUAUUGAUUGUAGAGUUGGACUUAAAACUAGCGAUAAAGAAUUAUUACAUUUCUUUGAUAGAUAUAAUGUAAAAUAUCAAAUAGUUUUAAGUAAAUGUGAUUUAUUAAAUACAAAAGAUUUAGCUAUAAAAAUUCAAAUAAUUAAUCAAGAUAUUCUACCUUUCAAAAAUUUAGAGAAGCCUUUAAUUCCUUUAAGUUCAAUUAAAAAUCAAAAUUUAAGUGAACUUAGAAAUGAAAUUGCAAAAUAUCAAUUAAAUAAAACUAUUGUCAAAAAUAAUAUUGUCAUGAAAAUUAAUGAUUUAAUAGAACAAAAGAAAUUAAAAAAAUUAAAAAAUACUAAAGAUAAAAGUAUAAAUAUAAAUCUAAAUAUUAAUAACCAUACCUGUACAAAUAAUAUAAGUCAUAUAAAUGACAAUGUAGGGGAAAAUAAUUUAUCCGUUACAUUAAACAAUUCAGAUAUAAAGGAAGACACACAAAUUCAUAUUGAUAAUCAUAAUACAAAUAUAAAUAAUCCAAUUAAUGGAUAUAGGGAAAAAAGUAUAUUAAUAAGUGAUCAUACUAUUUUUGAAGCAUUAAAUAGAUGGAAUAAUAUUGAUACAAACAAAUCUAAUUAUAAUUAUAAUUAUAUUUUUAAUUUUAAUACUCAUAUGAAUAGUCACAUAAAACACUUAAUAAGUUCAUUACAUAAAAAAUUUAUCUCUCAAUGUUUAAGAGAGUAUAACAUUAAUGAUUUACAAAUUAUCGAUAACAUAAUUCAUCAGGAAAUUAUAGAAGGUGAUAAAAGUGAAGAAAAACUUGUUCCCAUAAAAAAUAAAAACGAAAAAAUAACAACUUCUAAUAAAUAUUAUCCAAAUGAUUAUAAGAUAAAUACUUAUCUAUAUCGUAAGCAAAAUAAAUUUCGAAACAAUAAAGAACAAGUGGAAUGUUAUAAUAUAUAUGAUAAGGAAAAUGUUAUAAAUGAUUCAUAUAAAUGUAAUUAUAAUUCUUUAAGUAAAUCACUUGAUGAAGAUGAUAAAAAUUCAGAACAAUUAGACGAAAACAUAAUUUUAAAAAAUGAUCUGUGUAUAAAUGAGAACGAUGAAAUAUUAUAUAAAGAAAAUUAUAUUAAUAAUAAGGAAAAGAACAAUAUAAAUAAUAAUAAUAAUUCUCAAAAUAUAGAAGAAAAAAAAAAAAGUUUAUAUAACCUUGCAGAAAAUUGUAUAGAUAAGAAAAAUGAAAAUGUAGAUAUAUUGUGUAAAAGUAUAAUCAAAGAUAUGAUGUCAAAUCAAGGAAAAAUGGAAGAUACCAAAGAAACAUAUGAGGAAUAUAAAAAUAAUAAUUUUAUAAAUGAUAAAAAUAAUAUAGAAAAGGAAUUAUUAGAAAAGAGCCUAUUUCCUUUUGAUCUUAGCCAAAGUAAAAAUCAGGACAAUAAUAUAUGUUCAGAGAAUAUACAAAUGAAUAAUUUAUUUAAUAAUCAACCUCAAACUAACCAAUGGAACAAUUUGUUUAAAAAAAAAGAUUAUAAUAAAAUAAAUGAUGAUAUUUUAUUACAGGAAGAAGAUACAUACGAAUGUGAAGAUUAUAUUAGUGGGCUUAAAAGACCAUCAAAAGAAAACUCAAACAGCAGUUUGUAUAAUUAUUCCUUUAAUAUAAAUGAUAAAAGUACACAUUAUAUAUAUGAAAAAAACAAAUCAGAUUCCUAUAAAAUAUAUAAGAGUAGACAAUUAGAAGAUAUACAUGAUCAACUCAAUGAUAAUUUAAUAGAUACACCAAAAAGGAAAGUCAAAGAAAAUGUAAUAAAUGCAGAUCUUAUGAAUGGUCAGGAUGUUUCUUCCAAAAAUCAUUUUAAUAAAAGAAAUACCAAUGGGUAUGCUGUUUGUAAAAUAAAUAAAGAUGAAUCAAUUAAUGAAGAAAAAAAAGAAUAUACAAAAAAAAAAAAGUAUAUUGGUUUAAAAACAAGAAGUAAAAUUAUAAAAGGUACCAAAAAACUUAAAUUAUUUGGAAAAAAGAAAAAACAUGAUAUUGUAAAUACACCUAUCGACUUAGCAACUGAUUAUUUCAAAUUGAAUAAUAGUUCCACAUUUUAUGAUAAGAAAAAAAACAGUUGGAAUUAUAUAAAUGCUAAAUAUAACAAAUGGAUAAAAAAAUCUAACCGUAAAAAUAUUGCAUCUGAACUUCCUCUUUCUCCUGUCAAAAAGGAAGAAGUAAUGAAACGCUAUGUACAAAAACAAGAAACGAAAUAUACAAAAGAAAAAAAUAAAUUCCUACGACAAAAGAAAAACUUAGGUAUGAUAUCAAAACCUCCAAAUCAUAAAAAUAAAAAAAGGAUUUCCAAAAAUUAUAGCUUAUCGGAUGAACAAAAAAUAUUUGACAGAGAAGCAUUUUUUAAAUAUCGCGAUGUCCAAAAGUGA
Plasmodium reichenowi is the source of this 3000-nucleotide messenger RNA. Its product is annotated as GTP-binding protein, putative. The transcript has a single exon. The record is from RefSeq and is a predicted model, not a curated record. Gene Ontology annotation, molecular function: GTP binding. NCBI's taxonomy places the organism in Eukaryota, Apicomplexa, Aconoidasida, Haemosporida, Plasmodiidae. Bases 1 to 3000 code for a protein of 999 amino acids.